AUGCCACCACCUUCCGUUGCUCCCUAAGCUAAUCGAUCAAUCCUCUAACCAUUUUGUGUUCUCCACAAGCCCUAACGCCUUCGCAGCUCAGCCACCUACCUACUACCGCCUCCCACUUCAACCCUAGAAGCCGUCACCCGAUCAUGGCGUCGUCGCUGAUGCUCGCCACCACAGUAGCCCGUCUUCCCUCCUCCCCGCUUGAGGUCCGCCCCACUCCCCGCCGCCGUUUCGCCGCCGCCUUCACUGUCCACGCCGUAGGUGGAAUCAACCCUGACGUCCGCAAGAACGAGGAUAAGGUCGUCGACUCCGUCGUCGUCGCCGAGCUCACCAAGCCCCUCACGGCUUACUGCCGGUGCUGGAGAUCGGGCACGUUCCCGCUCUGCGACGGCAGCCACGUCAAGCACAACAAGGCUACCGGCGACAACGUCGGCCCGCUCCUCGUUAAGAAGUAGACAAAGCAUGUGUCCUGUCAGAAGAUUGAUUGAUAUUUGCAAACGAAUGAAGCAAUCGAUGUCUAUUUUGUCAAGUAUGAUCUGUAUCUUUCUCGUGGAAAAAUAAAUCUGGUUAGUACCAAUUUUUAUUGCCA
This is a messenger RNA of Zingiber officinale, 586 nucleotides long. Its product is annotated as CDGSH iron-sulfur domain-containing protein NEET-like. The transcript has 2 exons. NCBI's taxonomy places the organism in Eukaryota, Viridiplantae, Streptophyta, Magnoliopsida, Zingiberales, Zingiberaceae. The record is from RefSeq and is a predicted model, not a curated record. Gene Ontology annotation, biological process: regulation of autophagy. Gene Ontology annotation, cellular component: mitochondrial outer membrane; intracellular membrane-bounded organelle. The coding region runs from base 144 to 452 and encodes 102 amino acids. Gene Ontology annotation, molecular function: 2 iron, 2 sulfur cluster binding.